GGCCCCGGCCUUCUGUGCCCCUGCGCUGGCGCCCGGCUCGGGCUCGAGCUGCUCCUCGGUGCAGCCGCCGCGGGCCCUGCCCCGCCGGGCGCCCGCGCCCGCCCGCGGGGCGGCAGCUGGGCAGGGCGAGGCCGGCGGCGCCGGCGGCGCCGCCGCGCUGGCGAGCGCCUGCGGCGCCGCGUCCGUGGCGCUGGGGGGCGCCCGGCGGCGCAGAGGCCUGCCUCGCGCCUGGCGCUGCGGCUCGCGGGUCGCCAGUCGCGGCCGGGUCCAGGAGAUCGGAUCGCGGGGCGCGGCCAGGGAAGGGCCAGACGCCCGCAUUCUCAAGGUGGAGGGCGCGGGGGCCGGGCCGGGAGCGGCGCGCGGUGGCGCAGCAGAGGCGCCCGGGGCAGAGCCGGAGCCCCGCAGCUCGGACCCCCUGUCCGCCGCGCUGAGGGUGCUGCGGGCGGGCGUCGACACGUUCUUCGAGCUGGGCAGCACGGACUCGAAGAAGGAUCUGACCCGAAGUGGGAGUACCGGAAGGGCAUCGAGGGCAUGUCGCUCGGCUCCUUGCAGUACGAGAUGAUGACCACCACCAAGGAUUCCAAGGAGUUCAAGAGGCUCGAGUCGGAGUUCGAGAAGGGCUGGGGGUUCGGCUUCGUCGAGAUCACGCCGCGGGCAGUCGCUCAGUCCCUCGCGUCGGGCAGCAAGGCGUUGGGUCUGGACGCCGCGCUGCUCGCCCUGGUCAACCUGCUCCAGACGCUGGGGCUCGAGGGCGUCGCCGGCGACGGGAUCCCGGUCCGGAGCGAGUGGGUCGGCGACGUCCAGCCGCGAACGGGAGGCAGCGGAUCCAGCGGCGACCAGGGCGCCGCCGGGGAGGGUACCAGGUCGGUGAUCGACUACGUGGUGACGGGACAGAUGGAGAAGAUCACGGGGUUGCCCAUGCCCGUGUUCCUCGAGCAGCACGGAGGCGGCAGUGGCUUGUACAAGAUUGUCGUAGGCCCGCGGUCCGUGGUCGUCACCUGCGACCCAGUCGUCAUCAAGCACAUACUGGCGGGGCCACCGGAAAAGUACACGAGGGGGAUCCUGAGCGAGGUGUUCGAGCCCAUCGUGGGCAGCGGGCUCAUCCCCGCCGGCACAGAUGCGUCAAGGGUCCGUCGCCGAGCCAUCGUGCCCGGGUUCCAGCAGCGCUGGCUCGAGAGCGUGACCGAGACCAUGGCCAGGUGCACCGAUGCGCUCUGCGAAGACCUGGACCGGCAGAUCUCCCAGGCGCACGCGGCGGGGGAGGCGGGGGCGCUGGUCAACAUGGAGGAGAAGUUCACCUCCGUAUCCUUCGACGUGAUCGGGAAGGCUGUCUUCGAAUACGAUUUUGGGGCCAUCAGCGGGGAGUCACCGAUCCUUCAGGCCGCCUCGUCGGUGCUCCGCGAGUCCAAGAGGCGGGCGCAGUCGGUGUUUCCAUACUGGAACUUGCCGGGCGCCGCUGCUCUGUUCAAGGACCAGAAGAGCCACAAGGAGAAUCUGACCUUGCUGAACGCCAUGCUGGACGAGCUGGUCAGGAGUGCCACGGAGGAGGCUGGCAAGGGCACGGACGCGGCGAAGGGGGACAUGUCCAUGAUGCAGUUCUUGGUCCAGACUCGCAGCGAGGACGUCGUCACGCAGCGGCAGCUCCGCGACGACCUGAUGACGCUGCUCAUCGAGGGCCACGAGACCACGGCCGCCUUGCUCACCUGGACCAUGAACGAGCUGAUGAGGGAUGAGAAUUCGAGCGCCCUGGAGGCUGUGCAGAAGGAGAUCGCGGACGUCCUCGGCUGCCGCCGGAUCACGCACGGCGACAUCGAGAAGCUGCCGUUCCUGCGGGCCUGCCUGUCGGAGGCCCUGCGCCUGUAUCCGGAGCCCCCCCUCCUGAUCCGAAGGUGCGUCGAGGGGGACGAGUGCCCCGUUGGGCCCCUGUGCGGGAUGGGCGACGACGCCACCGUCCGCUUCCUGCCCGGACAGGACAUAUUCAUUUCGACCUGGUCCCUGCACCGCUCCACGGACCUCUGGGGGGAGGACGCGGGCAAGUUCCAUCCGUGGCGGUGGGAGCGCAAGAUCGAGGGAUUGGGGCGCUGGGCGGGGUACGACCCCGACAAGGCCCGGCCCUACCCGAGCGAGGCGGCGUCCGACUUCGCCUUCCUGCCGUUCGCGGGCGGCAGCUGGACUUCGGUGCGUGGGCGACCAGUUCGCCAUGGCAGCGGCGGCCGUGGUCACGGCGAGCCUGCUGCAGAGGUACACCCUCGAGCAGGCCGGGCCUCCGGGCGGCCCGGCGGGGCAGGCCGCCAGCGCCCCGGGCGGCCUCCGCCUCGCGAGGCUGCGGCCGCGCCCGGGCUUCCGGCCCGCCCCCGGGGGCCCGCCGGCGGAGCCGCGGCCGAGCGUGGAGCGGCAGCUGCGGGUGGCCUACCAGCGGAGGGUCGGCGGCACCGUGGCGCAGAGGGUCAGGCCGGAGGCCAUGGUCAUCCCCACGGCCAGGGAGCUCCGGGGCCUGUUCCAGGAGCGCAGGCGCGCAUGGACGUCCCCACCAACCAGGACGAAAUCGACGCCGCGUACCUGGAGUGCCAGGAGGUGACCCGCGAGUACUCGAAGACCUUCUACCUGGGCUCGCAGCUGCUGGGCGACGCGGAGCAGCGGGCAGUGUGGGCAAUCUACAACUGGUGCCGUUGCACCGAUGAGCUGGUCGAUGGACCAGCAGCGGCCACGACGACCAUGGAGGAUUUGGAGGCGUGGGAGCGGACACUCCAACAGAUCUUCGACCUCAAAGAGACGGGGAACAGCAUGGACCUGGCAAUGAUCGAUUCCGUCCGCAACUUUCGGCUGAUCCCGCGCCCGUUUCAGGACAUGGUCGGCGGGAUGGCCCUGGACCUCGUGAAGGAGAGGUACGAGACCUUCGCCGAGCUCGAGGUCUACUGCUACCGCGUGGCCGGGACGGUCGGCCUCAUGUGCUUGCCCAUCCUCGGCUUCGACCCCGGCCAGAACUACUCGGACGACUUGAAGGACGCCACCGUAGACGCCGCCCUGUGCCUGGGGCUCGCACUGCAGCUCACCAACAUCCUGAGGGACGUCGGGGAGGACGCCCGCAGGGGUCGCAUAUAUGUGCCCCUGGAGGACCUGAGGAUGUUUGGGAUCGACGAGGAGGACAUCUUCCAGGCCAGCGAGGGCAGGCUGGCACUCUGGCAGGACGAGCGGUGGAAGCAGUUCAUGGAGUUCCAGAUGGCGAGGUGCAAUGGGUACUACGAGAAGGCAAAGGGCGGCAUCAUCGGCCUCACCGAGAGUAACCGUCUGGGGGUGAUGGCAGCGCUCAACGUCUAUGGCGGCAUCCUGGAUAAGAUCCGCCGAAAUCGCUACGACAACUUCACCCAGCGUGCGUACGUGUCGCUGUCGGAGAAGUUUGGGCUCAUGGCCAAGUCUUGGUUCGCGUGCCUCGAAAUUCAGAGACAGGCUGACGAAAACGUCCGCCUCGGUAAUAUUUUCCAGGAGGUCAAAAUGGCACGCUCCAAGUUUGCCAGAUGACCACCCUCAGCAGGCAGCCUUUUGCAAGGCAUCCGCAUGCUGUGGAAUUGUCUUCACACCGUGUAACCUGAGGAUUGCUUGACAAGAAGUGCGGGCUUCCCGAUGCGGGAGCGUAAGUUGCAUCGCAGCAUCGCUCGAACGUGUGCAUGUUUUCUCGGCGAGGACCAUCGAAGAGCAUCUGGGAUCACCUGGCGAAGCAAUACACGCGCGAAAUCGAGCAAAUGCACGGGGAAUGGACGUCCGAGCGAUGGCGAGUUCAAUGACUGCAGGGUGGCGGCUGAUUGUCCUGUUAGUUUUCAGAUGAUGCGUGUGUUUCGUUGGUGGAUGCUUUACCACGGACAAGGUGGACGGUUGGCCCCGGGCAACCAUGCCGAAGUGGGGGGCCAAUAUCCUAGUGCGAACGCAUUUUCCACAUCGCAAACUUGGACUUUCCAAGAUUUAGAGCCUGAGUUGCCUAUGGCUCCCCUGGUUCACCUCGCUUGCAUUGAGUGCCGCAUCCGAUCCAGCCCUCCUCGGGCGUCCGACGCGGCGCUCGUCAGUUUUCCUUGGCAAACCUCGUCACACAGGUGUUACCAGGCAUUAUUAGAAGUGCAGCGCUGGCUUCCGAGACUGGGAUUUAUUCAGACCCAACAUGUGUAUAGACUCCGACCUCGAAUGUUUGGCCAUGCAUCUGCUCAGCAGGAAUGUCCUUGCUCAGCACGCAGUCGCUGGCCCUGCCACGCAGUUGCUGGACUAACGCCUCCGAUGACUGCUGCCUGCCCCAAUACCGCGAAGCCCAGACAUUUUUCUUCGCAGGGUCUCGAGUCCAACAGCCA
This is a messenger RNA of Prorocentrum cordatum, 4334 nucleotides long. NCBI's taxonomy places the organism in Eukaryota, Dinophyceae, Prorocentrales, Prorocentraceae. The record is from the annotation of a GenBank genome assembly.